Molecule: messenger RNA, 2288 nt
Organism: Oldenlandia corymbosa var. corymbosa
Lineage: Eukaryota; Viridiplantae; Streptophyta; Magnoliopsida; Gentianales; Rubiaceae
Source: the annotation of a GenBank genome assembly
CAACUCUCAUAAGUCGUUGCAACAACCUUAUGAUUCAAAUCAACGUGCAUUGUUCCAUGGUACUUUCUCCUCCUUUUGUUGCGUUUAUUUGCGAUGAGUGAGUUUAGUGUCGUGCUUGGGCUCAUCAUGUUCUGGCUGACUUUGGUUGGAACCUCAAAAUUUAUCUUCUUUUGUCCUUGUUAUCUCUUGGAGAAACUUCUUGAAGAAGAAACAAACUUUUAAAGAAAGCCAUAACUCAGCUUUAAUUGCAUCAUUGAAGUGUUACAUUACAAAAAGUACGUUAAUGUUGUAUUGAAGUACAACCAAAAACGUUAAAGAUCAAACCUUAACUUUUAAAAUCUUACGUUACUUCUCGUUAAUUUUUCUCACUCAAUAUAAACUCCAUUCAUCGAAUGGAAUCUCAUAAACAGAUAAUGACACUAUAUAUAUAUAUAUAUAAAAAAAAGAUGCCAAACCAAAUUCAAAAAUCUCUUCAAGAUUACAUCUCAAAGAUGAAGCAGAAACCCAAUUCACAGAAUCAAUUUCCACCAACACCAAGAUCCAUUUCUUCAUCAACUAGCUGGAUUUUAAGAGGAUGCAAGCACCCCAGGACUCCAUCUUUUUCAUCAUCAUCUGAUCAAAACAAGAACAACGGAAAAGAAAGCAAGCAACACAGUAACGCUACUUCUGAUCAUGAUGCAGGGGCAGCUACAUUAGCAGAUGUAGAUCGUUUUCUGUCCGAGAAUUUCAAAACACUUUACGAAAAUCAAGAAGAAGAGCAAGUUCAAGACGUUACAGAGAUGAUGAUCAAGACCAGAAUUGAUGAUGAUCAUCAGGCGGAAAAAGAAGAAAGCCUCAUUGAAAUCAUUCCCAUUUCAGGGAGGAUGCCUGCUCGGAGAAUCAAUCCUCGUCCUCGCCGGUCAUCGUCUGACCGUGUUUAUACACCCCCGCCAGCGGCUGCUUCCGCUGGUUCGAUCUCUUCCGAUGACGUCAGCUCCACCUCUACUACCACCGCCGGCGGGGGCGGGAAGGCGGAAACAGAGCAGUUGAGCCCUGAUGAUUUCAUCACGGUGCUGACGUAUUCUCGCAACCCAUAUGACGAUUUUAAGAACUCCAUGCAGGAAAUGAUCGAUGCAAGGUUGCAGCAUAAUGGGAAAAUUAACUGGGAAUUCAUGGAGGAGCUCUUGUUUUGCUACUUGAAUCUGAACGAUAAGAAAUCACACCGGUUUAUUCUCCGAGCUUUUGUUGAUCUGGUAGUAACUUUAUGUGAAAAUCAAGGCUGCGUUGUCCCGGCACCCCGCAAAGCAGCCGCAGAAUUUUCCGUCCAAAGCCAGCAGAAGGUCGAUGAGGAAUAUUGGUUAAAAUUCAUUGGAAUGCAGAUGAAUUAUUGUCACUUUUUUUUUUCCUCUCUUUUUGGUAACUUUUCAAAUCAGACAUUGUCCAUAAACAGUUAUUAAUCCAGUGAAAUGGUGACUGACAGCAGAAAAGGCACAACCCCGGGAUCUAAAAGGACAGUAUAUAUAUGCACAACCUCUGUUUAUUUCGUGAAUAACAAAAGCCGAACACAAGAAUUGGACUCGCAUCGAACCUGGGAACAGAUCAAACGAAAACAGAUACAAGGAUGGAAGUUGUAAGGCUUAGAGCUCGAAUUUAUAUAAACUAUUUCCAAAUAUACUACUGCGAUCAAUUUGGGAGCUGCAAGUUUUACAGUUGGGUCCUUUACAUAUAUUCCUGCACUAAGUUACAAAAUGCAGCCUAUACAGGCUCUGCCUCAUAAUUAAUAUUUACAGUUGCUCCUAUGCAACAGCCAUUCCCACUAUUAAGAGACUCCUCCAAAAUCAUUACUUAUCAGUCAGCUAUUAGAAUUGACAGCCCUAUUGCCACAAACCCCAAGAAACUGCAUUUGCAUGGCGCUCUACUUGAUUUGGACGAAAACUUUCUGCCACGGAACUCUUCAACUUCAACGGUUGGAUUCCUUAACAUGUAAACCAUUAGCAGGAAUCAGAUAUUGAUGAUUCUCCCCUUCGGUCUCUAUUUUUCUUUUUAAAUUUUUUUUCCUUUUUAACUAUGCCUUUCAGAAGUUCAAAUGGUUUCAUGGAGUGUAAACAUUACAUCCAAAAAGAGAGUAACAGAUCUUUCAGAAUCGCAGCAGUUUUCUGGUAUGAUGCGUUCAAAAGAGAAUGUGUGAGAUAUCAAGGUUAUAGAAUAGGAAUGAGAAAAGUGACCGUGAACUUAAUAAUUGUUCUCUCAGCUAAGAAUCAGUGAAACUGGAUAUAAGUUGCUUAGAGGUUUUCUUUAUGAUUAAAGAA